Molecule: messenger RNA, 807 nt
Organism: Linum trigynum
Lineage: Eukaryota; Viridiplantae; Streptophyta; Magnoliopsida; Malpighiales; Linaceae
Source: the annotation of a GenBank genome assembly
AUCAACCCAAAGCUCCACAAAACCAAAACACAGAGAGCCUUUGUUUCAUUUCCAAAGUGAAUCAAUCAAUCAUGUCGAAGAACGAGUUGGUGAUCUUGGACUGCUGGGCAAGCCCAUUCUGCAUGAGGGUGAAGAUUGCCUUGGCCGAGAAGGGACUUGACUACGAGGAAAGGGCAGAGGAUCUGUUUGGAGGGAAGAGUGACCUCCUGCUCACUUCCAACCCUAUUUACAAGAAGGUCCCCGUGUUCUUGCACGACAGCAAGCCUCUCUGCGAGUCGACCGUCAUCGUUAGCUACAUCGACGAAACGUGGCCUGCUCCUGCCUUGCUCCCGUCGACCCCUUAUGAACGUUCCCAAGCACGUUUCUGGGCUGACUACAUUGACAAGAAGUUGUUUGAUUCCACCUCUGCCAUCUGGAAGGCGUCGGGGGACGACGCUGUGGAGGGUGCCAAAAAGGAGUUCGUCGAGGUGCUGAAGGUGUUGGAAGGAGCCCUAGGGGAGAAAGAGUACUUUGCUGGGGAUGCAUUUGGGUACGUUGACAUCCUUGCAAUCCCAAUCACUAGCUGGUUCUUGGCAAGUGAGAAGUUCGGCAACUUUAAGGUUGAGGCUGAGUGCCCUAAGCUGUCGACUUGGAUCAAGAGAUGUAUGGAGAAGGAGACUGUUGCCAAGGUUGUCCCUGACCCAGAAAAGAUCUACGAGUUUGUUAUCAACUUGAGGAAGAUGUUCGGAAUUGCCUAGAGAAAGGAUUUAAAGUGAUAGUUUCAAGUCUUCGGUUUUUCUUGAUUUCCAAUAAAGACAUCUGUAUAAU